AUGAAGGCUAAGGAAAAAGGUAGGGGAUGUGAGGAACAAGUGAAAGAUUUUUUUGACAAAGAAGAUAUUGAUGAUGGCGGUUUGGUUGAUAUGAUGUGCACUUUUAAAGCUUCUAUUAGCCAACCAAAGGAUAAUUAUCAGAAAGGUGAUGGAUUCCAAGAUGCAAUGGAUGAUAUUAUUCGAAGUAUUCUUCAUGCUAAUGAUGACAAAGAUGUUGAGGAUGUUGAACCUAACCUAACAAAAACACUUGAUGAGGUUGAAGAUGCAAUGGAUGCUAUUCUUAAAGGUAAGUCAAUAUGA
This is a messenger RNA of Lactuca saligna, 300 nucleotides long. Lineage: Eukaryota; Viridiplantae; Streptophyta; Magnoliopsida; Asterales; Asteraceae. The record is from the annotation of a GenBank genome assembly.